AUGUACAGGAGCAGCUUCCUCCGUGAGGUACGCAAGGAGAAGUACGAGCGGUCAGAUGCCUAUGAUGAGCUACGAGGCUCCCCAGAAUUUGACAGUUUGGCCCAAGCCCGGGGCUUGGAGAACCUGCAGGAGCUCAACGAGCGCUUUGCAAGCUACAUCAACCGGGCGCGUGUGCUGGAACAGCGCAAUACCAUCCUGCGCAAGCAACUGGAGACCUUCCAGCGCAUGGAUGAGCUGGUGGGCUUGGAUGAAGCAUUUGCUGGGCAGAUUGAGUUCAACCGGCAACGAAUGAGGGAGCUGGCUUCUGACCGAGCCAAGCUGGAGCGGGAGGAGAAGGAUGCCCAGCGCAUGCUUGAUGAAUACUGCAACAAGUAUAGAAAUGAACGUGAGUAUCAGCAGAGGCUAAAAGAAACCCUGGAGCACCUUAAUAAAGAAGCUGAUGAGGCCUUGCUGUGCAACCUGGAGCUGCAAAUUGAGUCCCAGUUCCUGCAGGAUGACAUCAAUGCUACAAAGGACAGAUACAAGAAGAACCUUAUGGAAAUCCAGACCUAUGUCAAUGUCUUGCAGCAGAUCAUCCAGACAACUCCUCGUGUGUCCCCAAUAACCACUGGCAUAUGUGAGGAAAAACUGAUAGCAGAGAGGAGGAUCCCUGUUCUGCAGAGCCAGCUGGAGGAAUAUAAGAGCAUCCUCUGCCAGCUACAGGCACAGAAAUACAAGCUCCAGACAGAGACAACCAUGCUGGAGCAAGCAAUUAAAAACACCCAGGAGAGUUAUGAUGAUGAAAUUCAGCUUUACAAUGAGCAGAUUGAAAACCUUAGGAAGGGGAUAGAGGAGGCUGAGAGAAUCUUGGAGAAGUACACCACUGACUGCCGCCAGCUGGUGAUCUACCAGCAGUCCCUGGAGAAUGAGCUGGAAAGGUACAAACGGAUCAUCGAGAAUGAGGACAGCCGGUUAAACUCUGCUAUAGCAGGAACCCCAGUCACACUCUUCACACAGAUUUAUCGACCUGCCCAGCCUCAGGCUUCGAGGGGAAGAGAUAUCACCCAGGCCAUGCAAGACAUUGCCAGUAUAAAGCCCAGACAAAAAGGCCUGACAAAGAAAAUUGCCAGGAAAAAGGAGCUGAUGUCAAAAGACAUAACCGACAGUCACUUGCCUGAAAGAAUGUACGAAAGAACUCUGGAAGGUUUUGACCAAGAUCAGAUGGAGUUUAGGCAUGAAGGCUCAGUCAGGUGUGAACCUGAGCAAGAAGGAUCAGAAUUUGAUGAAAAAGAAAUGGGCCCAGAGGACGUACCUGAUGGAGCCCAGAUAAGUAAAGCCUUUGAUAAAUUGUGUAAUAUUAUGAGGGAGAAAAUAAGAGUCCACAAGAGACCAGAGGCUAAGUCUGAUGCCCAUCCCAAAGGGCGUUAUGUGCUGGUGACAGGGGAGGAAGGCUAUGAAGAACCAUGCAUCUUGGCCCCCUCUAUUCCUGCUGGUGGGGGGAUCACAGUUUCCACUGGCAAUGGGAAAGUGAUGAAUGGGGAUGAUGUAGAGUCCAUACCAGAGCUCCCAGAACCUGCCGAACCACCAGAAAAAGAGAAAGGCGAAAUCUGUGAAAGGAGAGAAGAGUUUGAACAGAGAGAGGAGGGGAAAGAAGAUGUGCUUGAAUGGGGGAAAAAAGCAAGAGGAAAAAUUGAGCAAAUCACAAAGUACCCAGACAUCUCUGAGCCUGAGACAGUUACUUCCUCUGGUCUGAUAAGCCCAACUGAGCCAGGACUCCUUCGAGAGACAGAAUAUGACCGAGAAGAUAAACAGGGCCUUUUGUUCAGGGAAGCAGCCUUACCUGGCUCUAUGAGCUAUGAGAAGGUGGAGGUGGUGGAGUCCAUUGAGAAGUUUUCAGAUGACAAAAUUCAGACAUAUGAAGAGACAGCAAUGAUUGUUGAGACAAUGAUAGAGAAGACAAGCAAGAAGAAACUAGGUGACAAAGGCUCUUAA
Molecule: messenger RNA, 1971 nt
Organism: Zonotrichia leucophrys gambelii
Lineage: Eukaryota; Metazoa; Chordata; Aves; Passeriformes; Passerellidae
Gene: BFSP1
Product: beaded filament structural protein 1
Exons: 8
Coding region: 1-1971 (656 amino acids)
Biological process (GO): lens fiber cell development
Cellular component (GO): intermediate filament; cytoplasm
Molecular function (GO): structural constituent of eye lens
Source: RefSeq, a predicted model, not a curated record